This is a messenger RNA of Capronia coronata CBS 617.96, 1680 nucleotides long. RefSeq lists its product as uncharacterized. Lineage: Eukaryota; Fungi; Ascomycota; Eurotiomycetes; Chaetothyriales; Herpotrichiellaceae. Gene Ontology annotation, molecular function: RNA binding. The record is from RefSeq and is a predicted model, not a curated record. The transcript is spliced from 4 exons. Bases 1 to 1680 code for a protein of 559 amino acids. Gene Ontology annotation, biological process: mRNA processing. Gene Ontology annotation, cellular component: nucleus.
AUGUCAGGACUCGAUGUUGAGGCUCUCCUAGAUUCUACUGCUGCGGAGGAAGUCAAAGACGGCGCAAAACAUGAUGACGACCGUCAUCGUAGCGACCGUUCUGAUCGGCGCGAACGAGAGAAACACCGUGAUGGCUCCCGAGAUCGCGAUAGGGACCGCAAGCGACGUGAUCGAAGCCGUGAACACCGACGAGAGCUAGACGAUGACACAAAAAGUCCCCGCAGCGACCAUGGUAGCGCUAACGGAAGUCACAGAAGUAGGAGGAGGAGUCGCAGCCGGGACGAAGAGAGAAGACGCUCCAAGAGAGAUGAGGACCAUCAUCGUCGACGAUCGAGGUCUCCGGAUGCUGAACGCUAUCACUACCGGCCAGGAGGGCGAUCUAAGCGGGACGACGAUGAUCGACGGGAUCGCGAUCGGGACCGACGACGCUCGGCAAGUCCCAGAAAACGUGUCAAGAGCAAGACCCCUGAGCCACAACUCACUGAAGAUGAGCGUGAUAGGAGAACAGUGUUUGUUCAACAGCUUGCUGCCCGUCUCCGCACCAAAGAAUUGAUCCAGUUCUUCGAGAAAGCGGGUCCCGUUAAGGAGGCACAGAUCGUGAAAGAUCGAGUCAGUGGACGAUCCAAAGGGGUUGGCUAUGUCGAGUUCAAAAACGAAGAGUCUGUACCACUUGCGAUCCAGAUGACCGGACAAAAGCUUCUCGGCAUCCCCAUCAUUGCCCAACUCACUGAAGCAGAGAAGAAUCGACAAGCGCGCAAUCCAGAAGCCAGCACUGGACAUCACAACUCCGCUCCCUUCCAUCGACUCUAUGUUGGUAACAUCCAUUUCAGCAUUACUGAACAAGAUUUGCAGAACGUCUUUGAGCCUUUUGGUGAAUUGGAGUUCGUUCAACUUCAAAAGGAUGAGACCGGACGGAGCAGAGGCUAUGGAUUUGUCCAAUUUCGUGAUCCGAAUCAAGCUCGUGAGGCUCUUGAAAAGAUGAACGGUUUUGACCUUGCAGGACGACCGAUUCGAGUCGGCCUCGGUAACGACAAAUUCACUCCCGAAUCGACUGCAAAUCUUCUCCAACGCUUCCAAGGACGGGAUCCGCCUGGCUACCAAGGGUCUGCAUUUUCAGGCUCAGGUGGUCGUGGUGCUCCGGCCGGCGGCUCUGGAGGCACAUUUGACCGCGCAGGGGGUCGCGAUAACGAAAAGGGCGCUGGCAAUGCAAGUGCACUGGACGACACGGACGUGGCCGGUGUGAACUUCAACAAUUACAGCCGGGAUGCGUUGAUGCGGAAACUUGCUAGGACAGAUGACUCGCCCGCCGAAGCCGAUCCAAAACGAACUGUCUUGCCUAAAAAGGAAAGCAAGCCUCUUCCAGUCAAUGUCAGCCAGGCGAGCAGAUGCGUUCUGCUUCGCAACAUGUUUGAUCCUGCUGAGGAAGAAGGCGAGAAUUGGGUCAAAGAACUCGAGGACGAUGUUCGUGCCGAAUGCGAAGAAAAGUAUGGCCAUGUUGUUCACAUUUCCGUCGAUCCGAACACACAAGGCGACAUUUACCUGAAAUUCGACCGUGUCUCCGGAGGCGAGAAUGCCAUCAAGGGCCUCAAUGGCCGAUACUUUGGCGGUAGGCAAAUUAGCGCACAGCCAGUCGUUGACGCCGUCUACAGCAGUUUGUUUGCGAGGACCAAAGCUUUGUGA